AUGGAAGUCUUGAAACAACGAAGCAUCAGAAAGAUCGUUUCGCUCGGAUCAUUCCGCAAGAAACGGGAUAGCCAUGGCUCUCAGAACAGUGGAUCUGUGCCUCGCACCUCCAGUUGGAGUAGUAUCUUUAGCAGAGCCAGCGAUGGUGGCAGCAGCAAAGACCUCAAAGACGAUGUCAAUGAGAGCACCGUUCCUCCCUUUGAACGUAAAAUGAGCCGUAUUCGCAAGGAUAAGAGACAAAGAAAAGUCGUCCUCAAAGAGUUCGUCCAGAGAUCCACAACCGAAGAAGUACUUAACCUCAGAGACGUGCUUGAUCAGGAGGAUAGAAGUUGGAGGUAUGUCAAGUUUACCGACACAGUACGGGGUGAGGACUUCUCCAGCUGGCAGUCCAAGAGAAAGGUGAUCUGCCGUCACUUACUGGAGGUUGCCGAAGACAAAGGUAUCGACCUUGUAUUUCAAGGCAUGCUGGAGAUCUCCUUCGAUUCCAUGACUGCGAAGCAGAUAGGAUCCUUGCUUACCAGCGUGUGCAGAGAUUCAACGAUUUCUGUUAUUCGAUUCUCUGGUGCACUCCAUUCUCGAGACGUCUCGACGAUUCUGCGAGCCCUUGCUGCAUUGCUGACCUAUGACGAUCGUCCCUGGAACUCAGUGGUCUUGCAGGCUGAAAUUGGAGAGUGCGAACUUGGUCCUUGGAUGCAUGCCAUGAACAGAGCUAGUCGGUUUUUGGAAGACUUGGCCAUUCGUUGCAACAUCCCCAUUGCUCUUGACAUUUUUCACUAG
Messenger RNA from Seminavis robusta, 777 nucleotides. The record is from the annotation of a GenBank genome assembly. Lineage: Eukaryota; Bacillariophyta; Bacillariophyceae; Naviculales; Naviculaceae.